AAUUGGCCAAAAAGUGUGAAACCGUUUCAUAUUUAUCGCUCGAAUUUUAAACCCCAAGAAACCGCGGUAACCAUGGAAAACAACGAUUUCAAGAAACUGCUUGAGGGUGCAUUAAAAGUAAAGAAUAGACGGACAAAUGAUGAUGAACAAGAGUUAUUUGAGGAGGACUCUGCGGGAAACACCUUAAACCGCAGAAAUGUUCAAAGAAAAAAGCGGGCAUGUGAAAAUUGCGUUUGUGGCAGGGCGGAAGGAAAGAAGAAGCUUGAUCCAGAGGAUCUCAAGAAAAUGAACAAAGAAGAGAUCAAAAAACUGGCAAAUGCAGGAUGUGGUGGAUGUAAGAUGGGAGAUGCGUUCAGGUGCGGAGAUUGUCCCUUCUACGGACUCCCUGCCUUUGAGGAGGGUGAUGAAGUGUUUUUUGAUUCACCAUGAGCCAACAACAAGCUCUAAAUACAAUCAAUCACACGUGUGGGAAGUGCUGAAUCAACAUAUUUCUAACCACGUUUUAUGUUGUGUGGAAACGAAAAUGACUUUUUCAUUUAUUUGAAGUAAACUGUUUUCAAUCGUA
Vavraia culicis subsp. floridensis is the source of this 565-nucleotide messenger RNA. RefSeq lists its product as uncharacterized. Gene Ontology annotation, cellular component: cytoplasm. The record is from RefSeq and is a predicted model, not a curated record. Gene Ontology annotation, biological process: iron-sulfur cluster assembly. The transcript has a single exon. Bases 73 to 429 code for a protein of 118 amino acids. Gene Ontology annotation, molecular function: iron-sulfur cluster binding. Lineage: Eukaryota; Fungi; Microsporidia; Pleistophoridae.